This is a messenger RNA of Bactrocera dorsalis (oriental fruit fly), 5646 nucleotides long. RefSeq names its product ryncolin-2. The transcript has 4 exons. Bases 122 to 1036 code for a protein of 304 amino acids. The record is from RefSeq and is a predicted model, not a curated record. NCBI's taxonomy places the organism in Eukaryota, Metazoa, Arthropoda, Insecta, Diptera, Tephritidae.
AUAAAAACCAGACAAUUCUUAUCUCGACAACGAGUAUUUAAGACACAAUCAUCAAUUUCGCAUUCAGUUUGACUGAAAUUGUGGAGAAUGGCGCAUCGUUUGAUCUUUUUGUCCAUUUUGUAUGGGCAUUGUUUGUAUUCCGGGUUGUUCGGCAUCUAUUCAAAGUAGCGCCAAUAAAGCGCCAUUUCUUGCCUACCCUUGUGAUGAGGAUUUAUUGAAGAGCGCGGUCAACAAAGUGGAGGAGCUCUUGAGCCUCAAAUUAGAGAGUAUGCAAGGCGAAUUAAUGGCAAUGAAAGAGCAGCUUGUCCGUGAAAUAAAGGAAAUAAAGAAGAGUCAGGAAUCUGUGCCACCUGCAACCAAGAAACCAUCUUCUUGUACCGAAGCGAUGCGUCAAGAAAACGGGAAAUAUGCAGAGAGUGGCGUUUAUGAACUUUAUCUGCCUGAAUUUCUUCAUCACCCUUUCAAUGUUUAUUGCCUACGCGAUCCCAAUCGCGGUGAACCAUGGACUAUAAUUCAACGUCGACAAAGCAACGACACCGACUUCUAUCGUGGGUGGAUUGAGUAUGAACACGGUUUCGGCAACUUGAAUGCCAAUUUCUUUCUCGGCUUGGAUAAAAUACAUGCAUUGACUCAUUCGCGAUCUCAUCAGCUUUGGAUUCAAUUAGUAGAUUUUGAAAAUCAGAAAAGUAUUGCCAAGUACGAGAGUUUCGCUAUAGGCAAUGCUCAAGAUAAGUAUGAGUUAAUUGCGCUUGGACAAUAUUCAGGCACGGCGGGCGACUCGUUUUCUUAUCAUAGCGGUUCAAAAUUCUCCACUAAAGAUAGUGAUAAUGACAAAAGCAGUGGUAACUGUGCAGUAUAUUCUAAGGGAGCUUGGUGGUAUAAGAAUUGUUAUGACAGCACUCUGAACGGUAUAUAUUUAGGAGGAGAAUAUCCAAAAAGUCAGGAAGGCAGAGGCGUAGUGUGGCGUACCUGGCGUGGAGAAUUCUACUCCCUCAAAUAUGUACUUAUGGCUAUAAGACCAAAGUAUUAUUACUGAGAUGUUGAUUUGAUAUUGAAAACCAUAGGCUUCAUUUAGUUUUAAACAUUACUGAGGUUAAGGCUGUUUUAUAAAACUUUUCAUAUUCUAUUUAGAAACAAAUAAUAUAUUAUUUGAAAAAAGACUGUUCCUUUUAUUUCUAAAAACAGUAUAGGGUAUGAAAGUAAUCUUGGAUUAUUUCAAUUCCAGAAGAAAGCAAUUGUUUCAUAAUAUAAUUUACAUUUGUAUGAACAUUGUGACAGAAAAGCACCAGGAAAUUUGAAUUAAGUUCUCCGGUUAAUUCAUGUUUUCAAAAAAUGUAUUUUGCUAAGUUGGUAGGACUGUCUGUAUUUACUGCUUACAGCAGCUGCUUAAAGGAUCAUCUCAGUGUGAAACUUUCGAGAAAUCGAUUCUGCAAUCGAUGUUGCAUUAUCAGAUAGUACACAAUAAUAAACAUUCUCUCAAAUUUUGAAAUCGAAAUUCAAAUAAUUGCGUUAGCUCCAACGUUUUUUGUAGAAAGGGAACAGAGUGGGGAACAGAGCAACUCCAAUCUUUAAACUCAGAAUGGUAUUUUUCGAAACGUUAUCCACUCUCAAAGGAAGAGUUGUAAAGAUAUCUGGUUCCAAUUUGGAGAGAAGAUUUUUGAGAUCUUCCUCUUUUUUAUGUGAAGACAAACAAAAGGACCAAAUACUAUAUUUUUUGUUCAAACUGCCGCCGAUUUGUGAAAUUUCUUUAUGAAAUUUUUUUUGGAUCAAAAUUACGGCCGCAAUCGUGGACAUCGUACAGGACAUUUUCUUACGUGUCAUUUCAACAAUUUAGUUAACUAUUAUACACCCAAUAAAUAAACAAAUUGAAAAUGUUAAAAAGGCUUUUUGUGGUUUAGUUUUAUCAAAACCACAACCCUAUGAGUGGGACCAAGCCUUCAAAGACGGAUCUUUGAAAACUUGCCUCGUUCUGGACAACAUUCGCCUAGAGAGAUGGCUAGAGAGCCCGACAUCUUUCGCGAGUCCGUUCCGAUGACUUUGAAUCAUGAAUUUGUUGCGGAGGUUCAGUGGAAUUCUAUGUGGGCGUAUUGAGGCGCAUUGGGACGAUUAUAUGCACUUACGCCACUAUUGUGACCGAAUUUAAAGCCAAAAACGCAAUGAAUAUCAUCGAUCAACCACGGUAUUCACCAGAGUAAGCUCAGUUUAUUAUAAUAUAUUUAAGUAAUGUGUAUUUAUAUUGUACUUAGGUCUGGUCACAACAGCUGAUUGUUUCGAUACAACUCUGGGUAAAUUUGUUCCUUCGUGACGUAAAAGAUCAGAUGGAGGGACUAAUUGUGGCAAUUUUAUUUUACAACGUAAUCUUUAUAUAUAUAUAUGUAUAUACGAGUAUAAGUAAGUAUGUCUGUAUGUUCUGGGUAGGCUGAUCUGAAGAGCGGCUACAACGUGAGGAAGCUCUGCGCACAUUAGAGUGACUGCGAAGUCAGGUCAUAUUCUCCUUGGCAUUAAAAAAUCUAGUUAAUCAAAGUGAGAAUAGAUGUCGCGCACUUAGCAGUAAUACUUGUAUGUGACUAUCACCAAAGGUCAACACAAAAAAAGUGCACGAUCACAAGGCAUCCGAUGGUUGCGAAAUCACAAAUACUAUUAUGGUUGCUUUCAGAAAUGUUCCACAUAUAAUACAGGACCAAUAUUAGUCAAUAGGUGAAGCCGUUUUCGAGCUUUGGCGAUACUAAUCAACACCAACUAAUUUUUAUAUAUGAGUAUAUAGAUUUUGUUAUUCCAUAUUUUCUUAUUAUGCAUUUCAAUCUUAAAAUCAGCUUGCUUUUCUCGAGUUUUGGCGAGAAAAACGAAGAAUAAAUAUUUCCAUGUUUUCUCGCCGUUUAAGCCUUUCCUGGAUUUCCACGAAUAUUUCAGACUAAAAUUAGCCAAAUCAGUGAAAACAUGGCAUAUUUGCUGUUUGUUGAUGUUCAUCUUCGAUGCGUAUUCAAACAAUACUAAGUCAAAGUAUUGCAAACAUGUCUGAGAAGUAUUUUGUUGGUUCUGUAUUUACUUCUCAGCUAUGACGACAAGUGCGAGAAGAAACACAAAUUGGUGUUAUUUAGAUCUUCCUUUAGCAGAUUUCGUAGCAACUUAUUAUACAUAGCUCAUUGUUGACAGUCAUAACUUUGAAGUCGUAGAUAGUUUCGUCUAUCUUGGAACCAGUAUUAACACCAACAACAAUGCCAGACUCGAAAACCAACACAGAAUAACUCUUGCCAACAGGUGUUACUUCGGACUGAGUAUGCAAUCGAGAAGUAAAGUCCGCUCUCGCUGAACAAAAACCAAACUCUAUAAGUUACUCAUCAUCCCCGUCGUGCUAUACAUAUAGUGCAGAGACAUGGACGAUGACAACAUCUGAUGAAUCAACGUUACGAGUUUUCAAGAGAAAAGUUCUGCGAAAGAUCUAUGGCCAUGGUGAAUACCUGAUUCGAUGGAACGACGAGCUGUAUGAGAUAUACGACGACAUUGACGUAGAUCCGCGAAUUAAACGACAGUCUCUACGCUGGCUACGUCAUGUCGUAAAAUUGGACGAAAACACCCCUGCUCUUAAAGUAUUCGUACCAUCCGGGAGAAGCAGAGGAAGAGGAAGACCACCACCCCGUUGAAAAGACCAAAAGGAAGACUGUUGUUAACUAGACUAUAACCGCAUAAGAGGUGUCUACGCCAGUGCAGAAGGAGACUGAGAGUGUACACGAAGACCAUGGAGAGUAUAUUCGACGCCAUUCACAGCAACUCGGACUGAUAUAUGGAACGAAUUGGCGAAUUUUAUAUCGAGAUCUUAUUUUGAAAGCUUAGAAAAUAAAGCUUGUGCAAGAACUGAAAUCGAUCUACCUUUCCAAGCAACAUCGCUUCGCACUAUAGGCUCUUGAAAAGUUUCAAGAAGAUGCGACGUUUUCGAGCCAAACUUUGUUCAGCGAUGAGGCUCUAUUCCAUCUCUAUGGGUUUGCAAACAGGCAAAAUUGCCGAAUUUAAGACGAAGAAAAACCUAAAAGGAAUGUGAAAUUAUUUGAAUUGAAAAUUACAAAAAAGUGGUAGGUAUAAGUUAUGAGUUUUUAUUCAAGAAGUGAGGCUACUGUUUGGUCAGAAGCAUGUCACUAUGCAAAAUCGGACAUGACCAUGAAUUAGGCUAUUCACCUUUGCGAGAGCACCGCUUACGCAUAUGCACAUCAAUUCUUACAUUCAUAUACAUAUGUCACAGUUUUCUAUGAUACGUACAAAUUGCAUUUUUUUAUGUUCUUACUAUCGCUUGCACAUUGCAAGCAGAUAUACGUACAUAUAUACAUACACAAACAUACGUAUUACAUACCUACGUCCUCAUAAGCAUAUACGCACAAGCUUACAUAGCUAAUGAGAAAAUUAGGCACAAGAAGGGAUAAAAACCGGUGCUAGCAUAAUAUUAAGGCAUUAUUAGUAAAGCAUUAGGAGUACUAAAAGUGUAAAGAAAACUUAAAUUAAAUAAAAUCAAUUUGUUAACUGGACAUUAAUUUAUGAUUGGGCUCCUACAGCCACCUGCAACCAAGAAACCAGCAUCGUGCACCGAAGCGAUGCAACAAGAAAAUAGGAAAUAUGCAGGGAGUUGGGUUUCUAUGUUUAUUGCUUGCGUGACAAAGCAAUGACACCGACUUCUAUCGUGGGCGGUUUCAAUAUGAACACGGUUUUGGUGAUUUGAAUGUCAAUUUCUUUCUCGGCUUGAAUAAAAUACAUGCAUUGACUCAUUCGAAAUCACAUGAGCUUUGGUUUCAAUUAGAGGAUUUUGAAAAUGCGCAAUAGGAUACUGUUUAUCUCUUUAUGUUAAAAUUUAAUACAUUUCACAAAUACAAAAAUUAUAUUUCAAAUCAUAAGCUUUUCUUAAAAAUUCAUGUAAGAAUCAAGUGAAAUUUUUAUGACUUCACAAAAAAAAAAAAUAAAAAAUUUGUAAAAAAAAUAACAACACAGAGCUAAUGCGGCAGAACACUAAUUUUCGUAUCCACGUAUACUUAAUAUACAUAUGGAUUAUACUGAUUGUCGCUUCUGAACAAGGCAGUUUGUUUUUAGGACGCACCCGUCUGAUAUUUUUAAUACCAAAAAAUGCCAUUGACAUUUUCGACGUCAGGGCAUCGCGGCUACUUUGCUAGAUUAUGGGCAAAAGACGUGAUUGCAGUCAUAACAAACCAAAUGUUAGAUAUAAAAAAUAGGAUAAUAACUGCAGUGUUGAAAAAGAUCUAUUGCAAUUUGACAUAUACAGAAAUAUUUUUGAAGCAUUGUACAACGCAGUGCAAUAUUUAAACGGAAACGACGAAGUAUGUAUAUGCGUACAAUUUCAAACUGAUCCUUCCUCAAAAAUAAUAAUAUUGCUCAAUAUUGCUAAUGGUAGAAUAGAAUGGAUCAUAACAGGCUCAGUAAUCAGUCGAUGAAUAUUAUACCACGCGCAUCGUAAAAGACUGAUGCCAUAACCUUAUCAGCCGACUUUUUCGUCUUUCUAUGCUUAUGAACGUAAUGUACACUAGAGUGACUGUCGAUUGGACUCUAGUGUGAAAUGAUUGAGCCAUGUUUCCAUUGCCACACACCGACGCAAAAAUUCGGUUUUAUGACGAUUAAAGAACACACAAACAGUACUGCUUUCAGUGUUCU